Austrofundulus limnaeus is the source of this 2696-nucleotide messenger RNA. It is a transcript of the gene tp53i13, whose product is annotated as tumor protein p53 inducible protein 13. The transcript is spliced from 9 exons. Gene Ontology annotation, cellular component: cytoplasm. Lineage: Eukaryota; Metazoa; Chordata; Actinopteri; Cyprinodontiformes; Rivulidae. The record is from RefSeq and is a predicted model, not a curated record. Bases 322 to 2076 code for a protein of 584 amino acids.
CGGAAACAGGCUGGUGUUUCUAACUUACCUGUGAUGAGUCGCUCUCGUGAAGUUGUGGAAGUGUUUAUACCUCAGUUUCCAGGUUGUUUUCUCUAGUUAGUGAAGUUUUAUGUGGAAGACUAAACUAACCAGUCCUUAAACGAGACCGGAAAUGAGAAGAUGGAAAAGUAGCAUUUUAACCAGCUGUCCUGAGUUUCUGUAGUUCGUAAAGAAAAUGUCUGCAAAGAGUGAAGCAAGGAAAGGUCAGUACCUUGCCGACCGGCCGCUCUUUAGUUAGCUAAAUGCGGCUUUGUGGCCACUUAUGACUGAGCGGCUGUCGGCAUGCCGCCGAGUCAAGCGAGCUCCCCGCGGCGGGCCGUGGCUGUGCUCGCCGCGGGGCUGUUGCUCAGUCUGGGUCGGUGCGGUGCCGCCGAGUCUCCUGGACCAGGAUGUGACAACGGAAAGGUGUAUUUGGACAGGGACCUGCUUGCAGAUGUUUACUGGAGCUGUUCAGAUCCGAACUGGACGGAGUUCUCUCAGAGGCUUCCAAAUAUCGACACAGUGUAUGACCCAGAGCCGGCUAAGAAGGUAUGCAUGGACAAACCCAUCUCCUACAGCCACACCAUACCCAACAGUGGAGCGUUCAGACCAGUAAUGGCAGAGAGUGGAGAGUACGUGUAUUGUCCUCCUCAACGGUGGCUUGGUAACUUGCACGACGGAGCUACUGUUUUGCUCUACCAUCCCUGUGCACCACUCCACGAGCGUCGCCUCCUGACUCAGUUGGCUCGCUCCUGUCUCGCAGAUUACAUCAUCAGCCCACACCCACAUCUCAGCACACACAUGCCAGUAGCCUUGGUGUCCUGGGGUCGCACUUUGGAAAUGACCACUGUGGGCUCCUCAGACGUCUGUGAUUGGCUGCAGGUCACACAAAACAAAAAGCCUAAGUUUGACGGUGUGACCCAGACCAGGAAGUACAACCUCCUGUUGACCAGGUCGGCCGAGCUGCACCUGCUGGAAGGAUCGACAGAAACGAAGGWGUCCUUGAGGCGAUGCUGUGAGCACACCAUCUCUUCACUACUGAGAGGAACCAGAGAUGGAGCGCCCAGCACGAAGGAGGAACACUUAAAACUGCGUAAACAGAGGAAAAAAAGCAGGAGAAUUCGAGCCGCUAUCGGGGGAAAAGAGAACAACAGUGAAAAGCAGAAUGAAACAACAAACGACACCAGUUUGUGGACUGGUCAAACCAACAGAACGACCCCCCAACGGACCGAGUCUGUACAGAAUCACAGCAGUACACAUGGAUUAUUAGCAGCAGAUUCACUGCCAGGAAGAAGGACUCUCUCGGAUCCUUCAGCUCUUCAGUCGCAGAUUCAGGGUUUACUUCAAACUAAUUCAUCAGGGUUAAAGGAGCCUGAGGACGGCAGGCCAACGGUACAAACAGCAGCGCUGCAGCCUGAUAGUCAAAAAUCUGAGUCUCCAGGGAUAGAUGUGUUGUCAGGGGGUGUAAACAAUGAGAGCCAAGCAGUGAGGCCUGAAGUCCUAGCUGCCAUUUCUAAAGAUGAAGGUACAAACCCGGUCAAASAGGACCAUAAGGUCUCUGCUCAAAGAGGCAAGAAGAAUAAAAUAGAUAAGAAUAUGACAGUGGAUCAAACGAUAAAAAAUAAAACGGUUGAUGUUGCAGAAAGAGUGGCAGAUAAGAAGCCAGAGUCUCUGCCGCUGCCAGAAGCCCACCAAGACCCCAGCAGUAAAGACUGCGGGGCGUGCAAAGCAGGCGAGCCAUGUGAGUGCACAGAGAACCAUGUCGCCRCAGAGAGGGUCGGCCUCCAAAAGACCCCCAGGACCGAUGAAGCCGUGUGGGCAGCGGCGUCGCUGGGCUUUCUGCUCGUCCUCCUCACGCUCUCCAUUCUUCACACCCGCCUCUACCGCCACUGGAGGACCACCCCCAGCCUGUACUGGCACGACCCCCAGCAGGACUACGACAGCGUCGCAGAUGUGAUACGGAAGCGGCUGAGAAUCGCAAAGAGAAGACGAAAAAGAGGCCGGAGGAAGGAGUACGUUCUUCUGCCGAGUUCCUCCAGCUCAGACGAGUGUCCGUAGACUGCUGAAGCUGUUCGCCUGACUGGAUCCAGAUGGGACUUUUAUUCUACACUGAUGUAUGAUGGCGUUACAGAAACACUGACAAUUCAAGAAGCAGAAAAUAAUCUGAAAACCUGGUCAGUCUAUUUGGCUCUAUUUGCCCAAUUUUAACCACAGCAGUGAGGUCAGGGACAGUUUCAAGAUUAAAUACUUUUUGUAACUUUGUAAACCACAUCCAAGAUCUGCUGCUGAGUCAUCGAGUCGAACUUCUUGUGGCGUUUGGACCUGGACUCACUGCAUCAGGACUUAAAUUAUUUGUCAAUCUGGUUUUUCAACAACUUCACCUUUUUUCUAUCUAUAUUUUUAGAACGUCUCAAUUUGCUGACCCUUUUGUUCUACACUAGUGAUACUACAUACAACAGGUUAGAAGUUUAAAUCCUAAAUAUCUGAUACGUAAAUGUUGGGCAGCGUUGGAGCUGAAAGCACUUUUUGAGUGCCCAGUUGAACUGGUGAGGCAGUUUGGACAUAGAUGGCACCUUUGAAUGAAAUUAACUUACUAAUUUGCACAACUAACAAGUGUUGAUGUUUAAGUGUCUUGCUGCUUUCAUCAUGAGUGAAACAAGUGGAUUGUUGAAGUGUCA